CAUCGCCUAUAUAGGAGGAAAAGUAACUUUGGGAUCUGGUAAUAAAGUUUGUAUGGUCCCGCAAGUGGUCGCAAGAGGGUAGUGCGGUCGUACGUCUGGCAGCGUGCGGAGGCUGCGAGGCGCACGGUCGUAUAUGAGGUCGACCGUCGCCCGGCACACGACACUUCCCAGCCCACCGCCGUCGCAGACACAUACCCCACGUGCUCUCUCAUACGCACGCACGUGCAUGCACACCCACUGCCUUGCGCUCAGGAUUUACAUUUAAGAAAAAAAAAAAAACAAUUCACAAGUGUUGUGUUCUACAUGUGCCUUCAACUAUUUUUUGAGUGAACAACAGUGACUGUAAAUUGCCUGUGGUGAACAACAGUGACUGUAAAUUGCCUGUGGAAAGUGAAUCAGCUUCCCUUACGUGCCAAAAACAUUACGUGUUUGUGAGUGCCAUCUUCAGUUUCGGAAACUUGGCGACAGUUUACGCCGCAAUUUUGUGCUCAAACCCCGUCCCUAGUGGAGAGCUGCGGCCCUCCACCUCGUUCACCGCCAACAUUUGCAACAUGAAGCGAACUUUGAGCGAGAGCGAGUGCGAUGACAUCUACUCGGGCGACGAGAAAGACGGCGAUGACUGCUCCUCCAGCGGCGGCGUGUCCCGCAAGCGGCGUCGCGGCAUCAUCGAGAAGCGGCGUCGCGACCGCAUCAACAACUCCCUCUCGGAGUUGCGGCGUCUCGUGCCAGCGGCCUUCGAGAAGCAAGGCUCCGCCAAGCUGGAGAAGGCGGAGAUCCUCCAGAUGACAGUCGACCACCUCAAGAUGCUCCACACCAAAGGACUGGACGCCCUGGCCUACGACCCCAACAAGUUCGCCAUGGACUACCACAACAUCGGGUUCCGCGAGUGCGCGGCGGAGGUGGCGCGCUACCUGGUCACCAUCGAGGGCAUGGACAUCCAGGACCCGCUGCGCCUACGCCUCAUGAGCCACCUGCAGUGCUACGCGGCGCAGAGGGACCUCGCCAACAAGCAGGCGGCCUCCUCGUGGGGGUGGGGGUCGUCCCAGCCCGCCGCCCCCGCGCCACCGUCCUACACGCCGGCGUCGUCCCUCUCAGGGUUCCAGGGGCACGUCCUGCCCCCGCACGGCGCCUCCACGCACCAUCCGUCCGCCGGGGCGCACCACACGGCCGCGCCCGCCGUCGGCCUCGACCAGAGCCACGGCAUGUCGGCCUUCAGCGCCCCGUCCUCCAGCGGCAACAACGACGGCGGUGUGUCCGGCUGCAGCCUCGGCACGCCCCAGGUGCCCCGACUACCUACGACGGGGGCCGGCGCUCCCCACGUGCCGGCCGUGUCCAUGGCCACCGCCGCCGGCCAGCACACCAACUACCACCUGAACCUCAACGCCCACGCCUUCCCCGCCACCAACCCCGCGCCCACCAUCUCCAACAUCAGCCUGUCGGCCAACACCUCGUCCAGCCUGAACCCCGCCUCUUACAACCCUGGGCUUCAGGGCGGCGCCCCGGGCGUCAAGCCCUACAGACCGUGGGGCGCCGAGAUCGCCUACUAGAGGCCGCCCAGGUCGCUCCGACCCUCCGCCGAACCCGCCCUCGCUGCCACAACCUGAGGAUGGCCAUCACACAGAAAACACAGAAAAUCAUGAAAAAAUUAUUAUAAGGGUAAAAUAAAAAAAGGUAGUAUUAGGAAGCAAACCGUCGGGGUCCCGCGCGACUUGAAGCGAAGGGAACCUGGCAGAGCCUCCGGUGCGGGCGCGCGGGCGUCGCCAAGCCGUGACAACCUGCCUGUGAUAGUGACAGGUGUAGGGGCGGGGAGGGGGGAGGGGAGAAGGCUAGUCCUCACCGCGCUGGACCUGAAGAUCAACUCCUUUCUGUGAUGUACAUUUUUAGGGACCAAGAGGAAACGUCACGUAAAAGUCACGUCAUUUUCCUCGUCAAGAUCACCUUCAGGACCAGUUUCACCGCCGCAAGCAACUUCAGACACUGCGGCGGGUAUACA
Penaeus monodon (black tiger shrimp) is the source of this 1993-nucleotide messenger RNA. It is a transcript of the gene Hey, whose product is annotated as hairy/enhancer-of-split related with YRPW motif protein-like. Lineage: Eukaryota; Metazoa; Arthropoda; Malacostraca; Decapoda; Penaeidae. Gene Ontology annotation, biological process: anterior/posterior pattern specification; regulation of transcription by RNA polymerase II; regulation of neurogenesis. Gene Ontology annotation, molecular function: protein dimerization activity; DNA-binding transcription factor activity, RNA polymerase II-specific; RNA polymerase II cis-regulatory region sequence-specific DNA binding. Gene Ontology annotation, cellular component: nucleus. The record is from RefSeq and is a predicted model, not a curated record.